AUGCGUUCCCAUCUCUCUUCGUCCCUUCUUCUUGCAGGGACCGCCUUGUCGGCGGUCUCGGCAGCCGCCGUUGACGGGAGGGGACAUCCUACAACGGAAUGCUCCAACGUGUCGUUCAAAAUCCCGGCAACCGCGCAAAACCUGGUAUUUGCCACACCUCCCGGUGCCAAUAACGAAACCGAGAUCCUCGCCUUCAUCAAGCAGUCCCUCACCACGGGUGAAGCUGUUAGCAGCACACAGAGAGUCAGCGGUGACUACGCCAUCAACGCCGUCUUCUGCCAGCCCACGGGCAAAACCAAGGCCCGCGGUGUGCUGGAGGUGCUGGUCCACGGCCUCGGCUUCGACAAGGCCUCGUGGGGAGGCCUCGGGUUUGGAGAUCAGUAUAACUGGCACGCCGGCGCAAACGCACGGGGAUACCACACGCUCGCCAUCGACCGCCUGGGCCAGGGCGCCGACGCAGCACACCCCGACCCCCGGAACAUCGUCCAGGCGCAGCUGCACGCCGAGAUCAUCCACCAGCUGAUUACUACCAUCCGCAAGAAUGCCAAGAACAAUGCGCUCGGCCAGGGGUUCGAUAAGAUUGUUUACGUCGGCCACUCGUUUGGCUCAAUUUUGGGGACGGCCGUGGGCCGGCAGUACCCCGCCGACGCCGACGUGACCGUGCUGACGGGGUACAGCUCGGCACCCAACCUCGGAGCCAUCAGCGGGUACCAGCUGGCGUCGGCGGCUUUGUUCCGGCCGCAGCAGUUCGCCGGGUACCCGCUCGGGUACACCAUGAUGCCGGUCGAGGCAGAGCGGCGGGCCAACUUCUUCGAGGGCGCCUACGACCCGGCGCUAGCGCACUUUGACUAUCUCACGCAGCGCCCGUCGACCGACGGCGAGUGGGCGACGCUCGCGGCGGGGGCGGGCCCCGGCGGGGGCGACUACCCCGGCGCCGUGUUCGUCGCCGCGGGCGUCUACGACGUCGGUGCCUGCCAGCCCCCGCUCGCAACAUGCCAAGAUAUCCUCAACAAGACCCGCCUCGCCUUUCCCAAGGCAAGGGCCUACGACUUCUUCGCGCCCGACAACACGGGCCACGCCCUGUCCCUGCACUACUCGGCGCCCGAGACGCUAAAGCGGGUGCAUGAUUUCUUGGACAGGCACAUCUAUUAG
This is a messenger RNA of Lasiosphaeria miniovina, 1152 nucleotides long. RefSeq lists its product as uncharacterized. The record is from RefSeq and is a predicted model, not a curated record. The coding region runs from base 1 to 1152 and encodes 383 amino acids. The transcript has 2 exons. Lineage: Eukaryota; Fungi; Ascomycota; Sordariomycetes; Sordariales; Lasiosphaeriaceae.